AGAAGUCCGAACCGUCAUCCUGCGCGGCGUGUGCCGUUGUAUCAUCUCAGGAGUCAGGGCAUGAAAUCAACCGGGAGCUGGUGGCGUCAGAAGGCUGAAGUGGAGAGGAGAGAGACAUGAAGAUCGUGUGGAAGAAGAAGGGCGAUAAUGAAAAGAAGAGGUCCCGAGCCAAAUUGAUCUCUUCAAAACAAGGCCUCCCGUUCGAAUCCGCGGAGGAAGCCGAAUCUCUGAAUCAUAGUCAUGGCGAUACCCUAGCUUCUGACCCCAAUUCCAAGCAGCUUGCAGAGUCCUUCGAAUCUCAGGGUAUCCAGCUUGCCGAGAGUGGAAAAUAUAGUGAGGCUCUUGCAAAGUGGGAGACGGCAAUUACUCUGACGCCUGGCAAAGCAAAGUUGCAUGAACAAAAGGCACAAGUGUUGCUCGAGAUUGGAGAUACAUGGAAUGCUUUAAAGGCUGCAACUCGGGCUACAGAAUUGGAGCCUGCUUGGUCUGAGGCUUGGAUCACGCUUGGUAGGGCACAGUUAAACUUUGGAGAACCUGCCAUGGCAAUUGAAAGCUUUGAUAAAGCUCUGGUGAUCCAGCCUCAUAACGAGGAAGCUCAGAGCGACCGCCGAACUGCAUCUCGUCUGAUAAAGAGGCAGAAACAGUUACAUUCAUCAGGCUUGUCGAUUACAGAUAGUCGGUACAGGGUUGGAGAUAAGGAUGAAUCUACUAUGCCUCAUAAGCCCUUGGCUCCAGAACCAUAUGCAGAACAAUAAGAGUAUCAGAAAGUUGAGGAUAUCACAUAAAAUCCUAACUUAUUUAAGUUUUCAGCCCUUUAAUAUCAAUUUCUUAGCAUUCAAACACAACCUUCUGAUCAGAGAAGCAAAUAUGGCCAGUCAAGGAGAGGUGGUAGAAGAUAUGGGUUCUUUUUUAACAUUUUUUUUUCUUUGCCUCCAAUGUGCUAAAGAUGGUUCUGAAUUGCUUUAAGAUUAUUUGUUGGAUGAAUAGGCUGUUCUUCAAAGAAUUGUAACAGAAAGAUAUAUUUUGUACAUGGUCUACUUUUUCUGUUAAGAUCUAUUUAGGCUUCGUUUGA
This is a messenger RNA of Dendrobium catenatum, 1072 nucleotides long. RefSeq names its product tetratricopeptide repeat protein 33. The record is from RefSeq and is a predicted model, not a curated record. NCBI's taxonomy places the organism in Eukaryota, Viridiplantae, Streptophyta, Magnoliopsida, Asparagales, Orchidaceae. The transcript has 5 exons. The coding region runs from base 117 to 755 and encodes 212 amino acids. Gene Ontology annotation, molecular function: protein binding.